ACAUUACCUCUCUUCUCUCCACCAGCUCUCAGACGUCGAUCUCGAGCGGAUCGCCACUUUUGGAUCUGCCACCCAGCCUGCCCAUGGUGCCCGAACCGACUCUGCGUCGCGAUAGACGAGGGAUCACUACAUCGUGAGGCACUGGAAGGCAUGCAGAAGAAGCACGUCGUUGCGAUCGGUGCACAGCGGCGACGCUACGAUGCGCGAGAGACGGCUUUGAAGGACAUUCUACGAGGAGCAGGCGUCUCGCAACUGCGCGUGGAGCGCGCUCUGAUGCACGCCACAGAUCAGUCCGAAAUUCCUACAUUUCAGGCCGACGAGCGCAAAGAGGGCAAUAGCACCGCUGACGCGACGCAGACAAACAAUGGCCAGCGUUCGAGCUUCAAAGAGGAGCUGACCAGCCUUGGAGACGAGGGCUUGCCAGAGUCGCUCAGGGAAGCGAUGCUGGAAAAUCUUGCUGCAGAAGGGGGCGAUGAAUUGUCCAGAGAUCACUUGAAGGUGCAUGAUCAGAGCACUGUACGAGCGCGUCGGUCGCUCCACAGCAGCACUGGCGACACCGCCUCGGCGCUCUCAGCUCGAGACGAUGCCUCGGAUGCGGUAGUGCCACCAGACGCUCGCGCAGACCCAACAGCCUCGAGCCGAGGCGCACGUCAGCAAGGAGAUAUGCGGUCGACUCAGGAGAUCUUCGACAAAGGAUCCGACAAGUCGCCGCGUCGGUCAUCAAGAGCGCCUUCCGUCUCUUCGACAAAGUCCUCGGCUUCAAAGCAAAGUGUCGCCCCUUCGAGCUUUGCGUGGGGUCUGUGGGGAUCCAGCUCGGUUUCGCACACGAAAGCUGCACCUAGCGUGCACGCUGUCAGUCCAGCAGACGUUGAAGCGGACGGCUACUUGUCCGACGGCGCGCAGCCUGCGGGAAGCCGUGGGAUUUUGCAUUCCUCUCCAAAAGGUCCGCAGACAGCACACGCUAGGUCUGCCUCUGUCUCGGCCCCGUCCCUAAGUACUCCAAGCUCCCCGAGAGCACCGAGCAGCUCCAGCACUUCGUCCGACAAGACGGGCACAGGCAGCAACAGAGUGCUGAGCGGCUUGUCUAUGAUGGGCAGCAUCGCGUGGCGCCGUAAGCCGAAGCCGUCCCCUAGGCCCGCCCUUCCAGGAUCUGUCGCUUCUCGAGGAGCGACAAGCUUGACUGAGGGAGAGGAGAUUGCAAACAGAGCCGACGACACCCCAGCGGCUCUCUCGGUCGGCGAAGGCACAGCAGAUGCGGCUUCUGGAUCGUUAGUAGGGUCUUCUACCCUUGCCGUCUCCAAAACCGGGCUCGAUGACGAGGGCGCACAAAUUCGUCCCACCGAAGACGACAGAGUCUCGGUCUCUGACGCUCUGCAAGAAGCUUUGAGUGCGGAUGCUGCGGCACCUAAAGCCAAGAGUGACACCGUGCCCGCCAGUAGAGAUUUAGAGGCCGGUCUCGACAAGAGCAGCCCAGCAGAAGAGAGAGCGUCGGUAUCGAGCGCCGCUAGCGACGCGAGUGGAAGCCUGAAGGCGUCAAGGAAUGUAGAAGCUCGUGCUGCACCCCCUUCUGCCUCCGGGGCUUCUGGCAGCACCAGCGCUGCACGACUAGGUCAGACGCUGGGGCGAAAUGAAAAGCGACGACGCGAUGGGGCUGUGCUUAGAACGCCAUCACAUCCAUCGAACUCCAACUCGGUGCAGCCGAAUGUGACUCGAGUUCCUGGCAUGUUCUCGUUCGGCAGGAGCAGCGUAGAUUCGGGCAAGAGUCCCAUGAAGGACGCAAGAGCUGCGCGUCAAGACAGUCGAGGCGAUGAUGCCACUUCGGAACCGAGUGCAGCAGCACCGGCACCUUCAGUCGAGCUAGAACCCAUCAUCGCCAAUGACAGCAAACCGCCAUCUCUGGCCAUCUUUGCCAAGCGAGGCGGCAAGCUCGUAACUCAGCGCGUUGCGCCAGGUCGGCAAGCCAAGUCUUCGCGCACAAAGGCACUGAGUCGUCUGGAAGAGGAGAGUGGCUCGAGCGAAAGCUCCGGUGAUGAGUUUGAAGUGUAUGGCGGCAAGGGUUUGGUCAUGAUGGCCCCGCCCGAGCCUAUCAAUGCUCGCGAGCAAGAUGCGGCGGAGCUGCUCACUGAUCGCUACGGUUUUGUGUACGACGCAACGUCGGCAGAUGUGCGCCUCUUGCGUCAAGCGAGACGCGCUGCUACCCCUGCGCCAGCUUGUCUCACUGGCAUUCGAGUAGGGGUGCGGGCGAGGGGCGGAUCUGAUAGUCAAAGCGAAGAUGAAAAGGAAGAUGAUGCCGAUCUGUUCACUCCGGAUUCUGAAGAGGAAGCGCAGUCGCCAGACGGGCCGGUCUCUGACGACGCAGCUAUGCGAGCUACAUCGCUGGCGGAGAACGAGGACUUGUUCGAUGGAGCAGAAUCCCACAUUUCCGAGGCAGGAUCCGUCGUCUCCUCUUACUCUCAAAAGGUUGCGGGUAUGCAAGCCGGAGGAAGCAGGAGCGGCAGCAGCCAAAGCCCGACGACGACCCACUCGAUGCUCUCUGUGGCGCGCGCAAAGCCCAUGACGGAGGCGUCCUCUCUCAGCGUCCCUUCGCAAAAUACCGCUGAAUCAGGUCCGACAAGUCCUUCGGCAGAGCUAGAAUUCCAGUUUGCUUCGCAACCCGCAGCGCCCAAUGCGCUCACCAUCGAAACGCCGAAGGCUGCCAAACCGCGCCCGGCUUCGACAUCGCAGACUGUCAAGAGACUUUUGGGUCAGUUGCAGCGAAUGCACGAAGAUCAGCAAGCAGAGCAAAAGACGAAAUGGGACGAGUUUCUGGAACAAAGAAGACAGGCUGUAACGUCCCGAACGGGCACUCGCCCGUCCGCGUCGCAGGCUGCGAACGCCAGCGCGGGAGGCGCAGCUCGUCUAGCCGGCGCUGUACGCAAAAGCGGCGGCCAGAUGUUGGGCUUAAGCGCUUCCGAGAAUGCUACUGGUUUAGCUCAGGUGGACGAUGUGCCCGAGGAAGCUUGGCAGCAGGGAAUGAUCGGCGUGAAUCGUAUGGGCGAUAGCAAGCUGGGCAAGGAUCACUGGCGCGUCUUUCUGCGCCUCUGCCAGGCUGGCAUUCCUUUGUGCUACCGCGCCAAGGUUUGGACGGAGUGCAGCGGAGCCAUUGAGGCUGCUGAGCCUGGAAAGUAUCAGGAGUUGCUGGCUGAGCAUCAAGGGGAUGCCAAUCAGUGCACAGAACAGAUCGAUUUGGACGUGCAUCGCACCAUGCCGACCAACGUCUAUUUUGGAGGAGAUGGUCCAGGCGUUCCAAAGCUUCGCCGAUUGCUGGUAGCUUACUCGUGGUACAAUCCGACGUGCGGAUAUUGCCAAGGUAUGAAUAAUCUGGCAGCGACAUUGCUGUUGACGCAUGCGACGGAGGAAGACGCGUUCUGGGUUCUCGUCAUGAUCAUCGAGCGCAUCUUGCCGAGCGAGUAUUACACUUCUCAUCUCCUCGUCUCCCAAGCGGACCAAAGGGUUCUCAUCGAUCUGGUUGGAGAGCUCCUUCCGGACUUGCGCGCACAUCUGGACGAGCUUGGCGUCGAUUUGCCCGCUGUCACUUUCGCCUGGUUCCUAUCGCUGUACACUGAUUGUCUACCUGUCGAGACACUGUUUCGCGUGUGGGACGUGCUCUUUGUUGAGGGCAUGGUCGUACUCUUCCGCGUGGCUAUAGCCAUUCUCGCUCUGAACGAGAAGGAGCUACUGAGCGCCACGUCUGCAUCUGGUAUUUAUAGUCAUAUGCACAGCAUGACCUCCAAGCUUUUCAACGCCGACAAGCUCAUCAGCCUUGCGUGCGAAGAACUCAAGACGGCCAUUCGGUACGCCGACAUUCUCAUUCUUCGCGAGAAGCACGUCGCAGAUCUGGAGAGCGAGUUGGGACUUGUUUGAACAGCUCUACCUGCUCGCGCACCCUCGCACCAAGUGUUUGCGCACCCAAAUUGUUCACGCCGGCAAGAUCCUUGAGCGGGAAGAAAAUCUUGCCGCAGUGGGAUUCCCACGUUUCUUAGCGAAAGUCAUUGUACACUAGCAAGCACCCUAGCUCUUUCACAAUCCAGAUCUUCGGUCACUCUAGUCGAAUGACUUGAACCGCUCACACGCGCGAG
Ceraceosorus guamensis is the source of this 4118-nucleotide messenger RNA. RefSeq names its product TBC-domain-containing protein. The transcript has 6 exons. Lineage: Eukaryota; Fungi; Basidiomycota; Exobasidiomycetes; Ceraceosorales; Ceraceosoraceae. The record is from RefSeq and is a predicted model, not a curated record. Bases 151 to 3903 code for a protein of 1250 amino acids.